CAGACCCCGGUGACACACACGCGGAGAUAGGAGAUGGAGGUGGAGAUUGGAUAGACCCCAGCAAACCACCACCACAUGCAACGCAUUGGGGAAAUGUCUAUAUGAUUUGCGAAUAAACGCUGGAAUUACGGCUGUUGAUGACACAGUACUGAAUAGUUUCUUCUGAUGCGUAUGAUGAAUCUGUUGAUAGGCUGGUAAUACAGAGUAUUUUUAACAUCAACGCAGUUCUCAAAGUGCGUUAAACGCGUCCGUUAGAGAGGACGGAUAACUCGAGUUAGAUCCACGCAGCAGUCACAGACAAACUGGAAAUUUCGGCACCUUAUGCGAUGGGCGGUGAAAGCUCUGUUAUCAUCAAUAAUAUUGCUUGCGUAAAGUUGGAAUCCCCUGCUGAAAGGACGACAUCUUUUCUACUAUCAUUGGAAUCUGUUAUAUAGAAAAUCGCACAAGCGUUGUGUUUUGUAUGGCAAGAGCAUGGAGAUGGUGUGCUGAUGCUGAAUCUAGUCAGGAUGCUGAUGCUGAGAGUUGCGUGGGCUUUAGCGGGAGCGGCAGUGUGCUGUUUCCUCAUCGUCCUCAUUCACUCCCGUUUUCGAAGAGACGGUCAGUUAGCAGCAGGCACUUGUGAGAUUGUCACUCUAGACAGAGACAGCAGUCAACCACGCAGGACAAUCGCCAGACAGACAGCUCGCUGUGCAUGUAAGAAAGGACAGAUCGCUGGGACAACGAGAGCCAGACCAGCCUGUGUAGAUGCUCGAAUCGUGAAGACCAAGCAGUGGUGUGACAUGAUGCCUUGUCUGGAGGAUGAAGGCUGUGACCUGUUAGUAAAUAAAUCAGGCUGGACUUGUACACAGCCCAGUGGCAAGGUGAAAACUACUACGGUGUCCUAACAGUGGCUGGGGUUUCUAGAGCACUACAAGACGAGGCUUCCUGCAGCUUCACCUGUCUGCUGUAGAUACUUGCUGUCUCUCAUCAGCUUUACACCUGCCUCUGCCUUCCCGUCUGCAUCUUGGCUUUGUAAAUGGGCAGCACCCUCUUGUGCCACAGAGACCAUAUGUUCACAAAACGGCCAUUGUAGUGCAGUUGGAGUCUCCGGGUCUUUCAAGACCACAAAAGGGAUAAUAUGGUUCCUAACACUGGACUAGACACUGACUUUAUUGGACUAAACCAGUGGUUUUGACCUUAGGCAAGACUGUGAAUCCAACUGCUCUGUGAAACAGCUUUCUCAUGGAGUACGUCUUUGGCGCUCACAGCUAUCUCACGGAGUACGUUAUUUGCGCUCACAUUUUUUUACACACCAAAGAGGAAAAAUAUGAACAAUAAAAAGAAUUAAUACCUUGACCAGUGGACAGAUGAAAACCAUAUAAUUGGUCAAGAAAAAAUUAAAUAUAAGACAAAACAUUAAGAAAGAUAGAAGGAUUAAUAUACAUAGAGAAGAGUUUGCUAUAUGGCAUUGGUUUGCAAAUUUUGAGACAGAACAUUAAAAUGAAUGUGUCAACCAAACCCAUUAAUCACAGAUGGAGGAAAACCUUUAAUAAUUAGGUAACAC
Messenger RNA from Triplophysa dalaica, 1543 nucleotides. RefSeq names its product TAFA chemokine like family member 5a (gene tafa5a). Gene Ontology annotation, molecular function: G protein-coupled receptor binding; receptor ligand activity. NCBI's taxonomy places the organism in Eukaryota, Metazoa, Chordata, Actinopteri, Cypriniformes, Nemacheilidae. The record is from RefSeq and is a predicted model, not a curated record. The coding region runs from base 489 to 884 and encodes 131 amino acids. The transcript is spliced from 4 exons. Gene Ontology annotation, biological process: G protein-coupled receptor signaling pathway.